AGAAGUAACAAACAGUAGAGCAGCCACAAAGCAGCUACCAGGAAUAUCAGCUGUCUUAUUGAAAUGUCAAUGUAGCUCCUUUUCGGUAACCGUCACGACCUUCUUACUGCAAUAUCGUUUUAUUAAACCUCCCGGACGUCUCCUGCUCUGAGAUAAACAGGAGACUUCUUGUGCUCAUCUUUGACAGUGGCUCCGCACUCGAAUCUGCUCUGGCGGGUGUUUGCCUCAACCUCUACACAUAAUCCUGUCAUGAACUUGGACGAGUCUGAUUAGCGACAAAGCGGCUUCUUCCAAAAAGUCGAUGGCAAAGCAAACAAGAAGCUGUUUAUGCUGCACUUCAAAACAGGUGUCUCAUCUGAGGCGUUAGCCGAAUGCUAACAUGAAGUGCCAGUGAGAAACGGAAUAAAACCACUGCAAACUGAUACGUCUUAUUUAUAGCCAUUAAUUAAUCACCAUAGUUAAACAUUAAAAGAUUAGAGUGUAAUGGUCUAAUGGAGCUGAACAGAGAUGAGAUCCCUGUUUAUGGUCAGGUGGAAGUGUGUGCAGUACUGCAGGAUCCUCAAUCUGUUCAGGAAAAAGCUGAAUACUAUGUGUUAUUAAAAGGCUCACAGAUCCACCAUGUCACCACAGCUCAGAGGAAGGAAAAGAGCCAUUUACUGAGCUUCAUCAUACCUGGUCACAAUGUGGCAGAAAAGGUCUCUGUACAGUUGUACUGCUGGGAUGAGAGCAGCAGCUGCAAUCAGCCAACCCUGAUGUCAGAGGAACUCUCACUGGAGUACAAAUGGGACACUAUACAGGAAGUGGCUGAUCUCCUCAUAUCUGACCCUGAUAACUUUACAACCAGCACACAUGUAGACAUCCAGAGAAAGUUCUGUUCAGGAGACAGUAUCCAGCCGGAGCAGAACAGUUCAGAUAUGAAUGAACAGCAUGGCAUGUCAACACUAGAUGAAGAAAGUUUAAGACUUAGCCAAACACUCAAUAAAAUGAAAAAAGAAUCAGGGAGUCACAAUCCAGAGGAAACUCCUGAAUGUUGUGAACCUGAUCCUGGUGAAGGAUUCAAACUGGAGCCAUGCGGUGAGGUUGAUGUGAAAAUCACACAAGCAGUUUCUAACAUGUUCUCUCUGCUGGAGUGGAGCAACCAAAAGUCACAGGAAUCACAAGCUUUCCACCACAUUGAGACCCCUCUGCACAUAGCUGUGCGUUUAGGUCUGUAUCACCUCACACUCUUCUACCUUCAUCAGUCUGGAGGUCAGGAAAUGGCAACACUGCCCAAUGAGGAAGGACACACUCCUGCUGAACUGGCCCAGAGCAGAGGCAAUGCAGCAAUUAUAAGUGCUUUAUCCAACCUUUUAGCUUGCAGAGAGGAGAGACCAGUGUGGAUGUCCCAAAUCUGGGCUGAUGAAUCACACCUCCUCAGAUCGUACCCAUUAACCAGUUCCUUCGUCCUGACGGUCAAACACACAGUUUAUUUUGAUCCCCAGAGGAGCAUCCAGCUCUAUAGGGAAAAACACGGAUAUGUAGAAAGCCACGUGCAGGAGGCUGUUCUCACUGAGGUGGAAGAGAAAAGCAGACCAAACCAGACAGAUGACUCCAGUGAUGAAGGUUUGAGCAGCCGGACAAACGCAGAGGAUUGUGUUCUGCUGAACAGUGUUUUUGAAGAACAGCUUGUUCUUUCUCUGGAUGAAGACGAAGAGAAUCCCACCACAUAUAAUUCAGAAAAGUCAUUUUGCUCUCCUCCAGGUUCCAGCUCUCCACUCCAGAUUCAGUCUACGGACAUCACUGCUGCCAGAAUCACAGCCAUGCUCAACCGCACCGGAAAGAAUGAUGAGCAGCACAGGAAGUGCAACAUUGCCGCAGUGACUAAUGACAGCUCUAACACUGACACACUUCCUGUCGUCAAAGUGGAUUGGACGAAAGAGCAGCGACCGUUCUCUCGCGCUUUCUCUCCGCCCCUCACUCCUUUCUCCCACACUUCUUCAGCAGGACUGGUGUUGGAUCGGUUUCUUCGCAGCAGUUGCCACAACGAUCACGACACUCGCAACGUGGGUUCACUUCCAGAAUCCUAUGAACUUAGCCCAAACCUCGUGGCCUUGGAAAUGGACAGUGAAGAGGAAGACGACGACAUGCUCAUGAAGAAGCCCCUCCCUCAGAUCUCAGCUGAAAAUAAAGACAACGGAGAUAAACAGGACGGCUUCAAUCCGUCCUCCGACCUCGGCUGCACCCGCUCUCACUCCGCUUCCUCUGACUGUAACCAUGGCUACCAGAAGGAAUGCGCAGAUCAGGGAUUACGUCUCCGUUCGUAUUCUUAUUCCUCACCCAAACUCAGCCUGCUGCCCCCCCGCGCCGGCCGAGAUGCCCCGCGUCCUCCUCCUGACCUCAACCACGAUGGCGUCCUCACCAGCAACACCAGCGGCAGCAGAUCUCUCCUACAGGCUCUGUCUCUGUCUAAAUCUCUGUCUCUUCUCAAUCCUGUUAAGCAGCGUGCGCUGAGCUUAACCGAGCAGACGCAAGAGAAAAGGGAGUUAAGGUUCCGUAGACGCACUCAGUCAGCCGAUGACGAGUCCAGCGUCGAGCUGACUGAUUCGCUACAACACCUCACGCUCUCCGAAUUCCUCAAAGAAAUCGAAGAAGAAGGCUGGGAUAAAUACAUUAUUCCUUCCAAGACUGAGCCUGAGAAAUACAAAGUCAGCCGCACCUUCAGUUUCAUUAAAAGCCGAAUGUACAGCACGCGCAGCAAGAAGGGAAAAGCCAAGGAAAAGGAAGUGAAAGAAAAACAGAGCAGCGGACACCAAUUUGCAGCAGGUCCCGUUCUGGGGACCUCGGUUUGUGAAGUGUGUGACAAACCUGUCACUGGGAAGGAAACACUGCACUGCACCAAUUGUGCUGUUUGUGUCCAUAAGGGUUGUAAAGAUUCUGCAGCACAGUGCCUCAAGAAAGUGCAGGACAAAUACACAGUUUCUGUGAUGAAGGCUCGAGCAGCGACACUCCCUCAAAACUUUGUAUUGCGUGAAAGCAUCACGUCUUCUCAGAUGUCCCCCUCGUCCUCCCUCCCUGUGAUGACUCCACGAGACAGAAGAGAUGCCUCAACUCUGCCAUGCAAUCUAUCCAGGAGUGUUCCUCUAGUCCCAGAAUGGCUUGCAGAGAGCCCAGAGGGAGACAGUGAUCCCUCCUCCUGGAGAUCUCAUGGUCAGUCAGAGGAGCUCCAGCAGAACGUGGAAUCUUCCACCUCUACAGACUCAUCCUUGGUUGAAGACACAGUGGACGCUCCUCUGCAGAACAGCUUCGGGACAGACGCUCUGUAUUUGGAGGCAGAGUCGUGGAGUUUAGCGGUGGAGGCCCAGUUCUGUCAGAAGCAGGAAAAACGCACGAUCAAGAGACAGGACGUCAUCUACGAGCUCAUGCAUACGGAGCUACACCACCUGCAAACGCUGACCAUCAUGGCGGAGGUGUUUAGGCGAGGACUGCGGGAGGAGGUGGGCUUGGACGCGGAGGCUAUCGCUCGGAUUUUCCCGUGCUUGGACGAGCUCCUCGUCCUGCACCGUGACUUCUUUUCCAUGAUGACGGAGCGCAGGAAUAACUCCACACAGCCUGAUAAUGAGAAGAACUACCUCAUUCACCAUGUGGGUGAUAUCCUCCUCCAACAGUUUUCUCAGGAGAAUGCCGAAAACAUGAAGCUGGUCUACGGAGAGUUCUGCAGCCGCCACAACGAAGCCGUCAGCUUCUUCAAGGAGCUCCAGCAGCAAAACAAAAGAUUUCAGCUCUUUAUUAAACAACAGAGCAGCAACUCGCUGGUAAAGAGGCGAGAGAUCCCAGAAUGCAUUCUGUUAGUGACGCAGCGCAUUACAAAAUAUCCAGUGCUUUUAGAACGGAUUCUUCAGUACACAGAAGAGGGCACACAGGAACAUGCCGAUAUCUCUGCUGCUCUGUCUCUGGUGCGAGAGAUGAUUUCAGCAGUGGAUGUGCGAGUGAGCGAGCGAGAGCAGAGCCAGAGGCUGAGCGACGUUCUCGGCCGCAUGGAAAGCAAAAGUUUAGCCAGGUUGAAGAGCGGCGCCGCAUUUCGCAAGCACGACAUGACCAACGGCCGAACGCUGCUUCACCACGGCCCGCUGCUUUGGAAGACGGCCACCGGCAGACUCAAAGAUGUGCUGGCUCUUCUGCUGACUGAUCUACUGGUAUUCCUCCAGGAGAAGGACCAGAAAUACAUCUUUGCUGCUGUUGAUCAGAAAUGUCCAGUGAUCUCCUUGCAAAAGUUGAUCGUGAGGGAGGUGGCUAACGAGGAGAGAGGUAUGUUCCUCAUCAGUGCCUCCUCCAGCGGCCCCGAGAUGUAUGAGGUGCACGCGGCGUCCAAGGACGAGCGCAACACCUGGAUGAGGCUUAUCCGUGAAGCAGUGGUGAUUUGCCAUGAGAAGGAGGAGGACACUGCAAGUGAGUCAGAAGAAGAGCGCAGAGCAGCAGAAGCCAAGAACCAGAAAAUUCAGAAGCUACAAGAGUCUCUCUACAGUCAUGACCAGCUGAUUUGCUCCAGCCUGGAGGAGAAGCUCCACAUCUAUGCCGAGCUCUCAGCCAUGGUGGGCCACAGAGACAUCAGCCCAGAGCCAAAGCUGCUGGUGUGCCCUAACACAGAAGAACUCCCUAAUGCUGCUGUUCUGCUCAACGCUGCACUUAAAGAGGCGGAGAGUCUAAAAGAAGCGCUGUCGUUUCACUGUGGCUCCACCUCCUGUCCAGGUCCUCUGCUUGUGUCUGAGGAACAGAACAAUAGUGAUGCUACUCCUCAGCUAGAGGCUCCUGAUCCUGCUUCAUCCCCUCCUCCUGUGCCUGCUGAAGAAGAACCCCAAGCAGUGGAUACUGUAAGGAGCGAGGAAGAGGAGUCGAGAGGAGAAGACAGCCUCGAGCUCCAGCUUCGGAAUCAGAGCAGUGCAACUGACAAUCAUAAUAUGCACCUUAAGAUCUGUCAGAGCGUCCAGAGUUUGACUCAGUUGCUUUACAGUUUGCAGGCCGUGGUCACCAUCCAGGACAGCCGCUACGAAGUGCGUCGUCUCCUUCUUCUCCUGCUCUCAAGUUCCACCCAACGGAUCUCCCAGGGUUCCCUGCAGGAGCAAGAGCGUCAACGUGAGGCAGAGAGGCAGCGUCAGGAGCUGGCGAGGGCAACGCGGGAACGGCAGCAGUGGACCCGCGAGUGUCAGGCUCAGCAUCAGCGUUUUGAAGAGCGUGAAAUGGAACUGGCACAGCGUGAGCAACAGUGCCACGAGGAGGCCCAGAGGCUGCAGCGCCAACGCGAGGAGCUGGAAGAGCAGCAGCAGGAGUACCAGCAGAGUCUGGAGAGGCUGAGGGAGGGCCAGCGGAGCGUGGAAAGGGAGAAGGAGAAGGUGAAAAUGCAGCAGAGGAUGACAGAAAGAUGGAAACAUGAACGCCAACACAAUACCAGCAUCAAGCUGGAAGGUCACCAAGGGUCAGGAGAUGAAACAAAAAGCUUCCAUCAUGGUCAUCACAGUGGCUUGGAUGAGGAUGGGUCUGUUUACGUAAACGAAGCAGUUUUUCUGGCUCCGUCCAUGAACAAUCGGCAUCUUCAUCACUACCAGCAUCAGUACCAGCAUAAUACACACCUGCAUCCAGGUUACGUGGAUUCCCCCAGUGCCCAGAACAGUCUAAAUUCUCUGCUGGCUUUGUCCAAUCAUACACACCCUACAAUCAGCAUGCAAGAUGAGCCGUGGACCGAAGAUGUUGGUCCAGCAAGCCAUACUACCAGGACAGCAGGAGCCGUGGGCCCAGGGAUUUAUCAAGGUGAUGCCCUCUUGGUGACGCAAGCCUUUGUUUCCAUGGAAACGGAGAACCAAGAUCCUGAGGGAGAGGAGAAAAUUGUGUAUCUCUAAGUUCAAGUCUCUUUCAUUCCUUGGACAGAAACAGGCUGCGAAGCAGGACUCCAGUUUGGUUGAGAAAUUGCACUGAUGCCGUAGACACAAAUAAUCAAUAGAUGGUGAAAGUUAAAGAUCAAAAUGAUUUUGUUUGGUGUUUCGUCUCCGACUUUCAGAUGACAUUGUUUUUCAUUUGCACUUUUUCCCCAUGCUCUCAUUGAAGUAUUCGCACUUAGAUCCAGAUUAUGGCAGAAAAUGCUGAACCAUACAUCAUACAUCAUAUCAUACAGUACAUACGUCAUGCUGUGUUUUUCUAAUGUAAAGAACAUUAACAAAACCACAUUCUCUUAAUUAUUAGAAUAUUUCAUCAGGGUCUUCUCAUAUUUGCCAUGUAGAGGAACAGCGCAUAGUGCUGUCAGGGAUGGAGUCGACACAUCAUACAUACUGUACAUACAUAGAUUUUAUUUCACUCAAGACAUUCUCCAUUUAUCUUGACAGCAAGUGAAAGCGCCACAAGCAGGUAAACUGAGACGGGAGAUCAUAGCUAGGUUUAGAUGACGGGAAGAGGGCGGCGCUUCCAGGGUGUUGGUUACUAAUAUCAGGACGUUCAAAACUUUCAAAACAUUCCAGAUUCACAUGUACAUCUACCAUUUUAUUGGGUAAGGGGAUGCUCUGUUUACUCAUCUUUGAGUGUUGGAGCACAGUAGAUAACAGUUAGUAAAUAAUUUGCUAUAAAAUGAAUGACUGAAUAAGCAUGGUAUUGUUUUAAAGGGUUAAAUCCUCAUAAUUCCCAGAUUUCAUGUGGCAUUUUCAAGGUGUGUGUGUGUGUGUGUGUGUGUGUGUGUGUGUGUGUGUGUGUGAGAGAGAGAGAGAGAGAGAGACUUAAAGGUCUUUUCUAGGGUCAGUAUUGUGUCUUACUGCCUGAAGCCUACAGAGACAGAAUUAGGUUACUCAAUUUUAACUUGCUUAUCUCACACACACACACACACACACACACACACACACACACACACACACACACACACCCCGCAUUCUGCCUUAGCCGAGCCUUACUUACCACAGCCAUCUAUCUGAAAGCUAGGCAUUUCAUUAACAUAAUACUUUUUGCAGUGGAUAUGAAAUGAAGCAUUUGUCCUGCUUUAGGAAAGCUCUGCAGUCCUGUUCCUCAGACAUCAUAAAUAUCAAAAUAUCCCUCAGAACGAUGAUUUAUCGGAACUUUUCAUCUGGCUUUUGAACUCUUCGUGAUCGUUCCACAAAUAAUGACACAUUUUAUAGUGUAAUUACAAACUCAGCAUUCACACCCCUCUAUCUUAUACCCUGUAAUCCUGCAGCACAUCCUGUAACAAAACCCUUACAGCCAGGUUUGCUGGAGCAGAUCUCUGGGUAAUCUUCUGAGCUCAAAGAGCUGGGAGAGGAACAUGCAGGUUCUUAGGAACAACAAAUUCAACGUUAAUUCAUAACUUGUGGAGAUUUAAAUGGUUUUUAACCAUUUUUUGUUUAAACAAAUGCACUGGGAACAGCACCUUGUUUUUAUGUUUGUAAAGUCUUUAAUCCUAAGUGAACUGACUGUGUAGUUGGACCACAAGCUCCCUCACUGUGCAGUGCUCUUUAAUCCAGAACAAAUGAAAACACUCACUAAAAGAUUUUGGGCUUUCUGCAUGCUGUUGGUCAUCAGCCUUUAACUUUCAUCCAUUUAACCAACUUGAGCGUGUAUAUUUGUCUUUAAGAAAAUUAAGAAAAGCAACAUAUAAAUAUUUCAGCUUUCUUUGAGGACAGAUGAAAGUGUUUUACUGAAUUUGAGUAAAAAAAAAAAAAAAAAAAAAAGUGUAAUAUCACAGAUUGUAGAAAAUUGCCCCGAAUUUUUUUUUUCCUUUUUUUUUUUUUUUUGUAACUUUUAUUUAUUGUUAUUUUAUGCAUUCUGAACUUUAUGAUGUACAUGUGGACUGUUUUAUACAAUUGUAUGUACAAAUUACUCUUUGUAAUUUAUCAUUUAAUUGAUCUUAGGCUAGAUUUAGAAAAUAGUGACAUGUCUGAAAAAUCUUUGAAUAAAGAUGGAUGAUUAUGGCUGGGUUUGAUGGUAAAACUGGAGCUGGAAGAAGA
This is a messenger RNA of Tachysurus vachellii, 7952 nucleotides long. It is a transcript of the gene arhgef28a, whose product is annotated as Rho guanine nucleotide exchange factor (GEF) 28a. NCBI's taxonomy places the organism in Eukaryota, Metazoa, Chordata, Actinopteri, Siluriformes, Bagridae. Gene Ontology annotation, biological process: regulation of Rho protein signal transduction. Gene Ontology annotation, molecular function: guanyl-nucleotide exchange factor activity. The record is from RefSeq and is a predicted model, not a curated record. The coding region runs from base 492 to 5870 and encodes 1792 amino acids. The transcript has 37 exons.